AUGGGCCUGAUGGCACUUCCUCUAGCAGCAGGAAGUGGUUGCCCUCUGCCCCAGGAAGAGACAGAUUUACAACAAGAUAAACUAAAAAGAUCACCAAAUAUCAAGGAUGAUAAAUAUGUCUUAUAUGAUUAUAGACAAAGAAUCAAAAUCAGACUGGCAGCAGAUAUCACAAAAUUAGCACAUUUUGUGCCUCAGCUAGUGGCUCCCUCUGUUAGUUCUGCUUGGAGAGUAUUUUUUUUUAGCUUCUUCCAUCCUGCUCACAAACCCUGCCACCUCCUCCCGCCUUCUCUCUUUACAAAUGUUACCACACAAUCAGAAAUUUCCUCUUUUCUUCCCUUCUUGCCUUUUCAGCAGGUUCCUUUGCGUCAGAAAACAAGAAAGAAAACUCAAGGUUUUUUCACCAUGAGUCGGAGGAGGAUCUCCUGUAAAGACCUGGGGCACGCUGACUGCCAAGGGUGGCUCUAUAAGAAAAAAGAAAAGGGAACUUUCCUAAGCAACAAAUGGAAAAAGUUCUGGGUGGUGCUGAAGGGAUCCUCACUCUACUGGUACAGCAAUCAAAUGGCAGAGAAAGCCGAUGGAUUUGUCAACCUUCCUGAUUUCACUGUGGAAAGAGCAUCUGAAUGCAAGAAAAAGCAUGCUUUUAAGAUCAGCCACCCACAGGUCAAGACCUUUUAUUUUGCUGCUGAGAAUUUGCAGGAAAUGAAUGUGUGGUUAAACAAACUCGGAUUAGCUGUAAUCCACAAGGAAUCCACUACAAAGGAUGAAGAAUGUUACAGCGAGAGUGAACAGGAAGAUCCUGAAAUAGCAGGGGAGACAACACCUCCUCCAAACUCUUCAGAUACUCUGUCUCCGUUGGUUGCACAGAAAGCAUCUUCAUCCUCGCCCAAACUUAGUGAAACAUCACGCUCCUCCUCUUCCUUGGAAAAUGCAAUGGCGACACCCAGCACAUCAUCUUCUAAUUUACCCAAAGAAAGACAAUCCUGGAUCGCUAUUGUCAACAGUUCUGCUGCUGAAGCUGUCGGGCAACCUCUGAUGUUUUCUGUGCAGGUUCAUUCACCUGUACCCUCAGAAGCAAAUAGUCACCAGGCCCCAGAAAACAGCCGUGUCACCGCUGAAAGUGGAUUUUUGAACUCUUUAUCCAGUGAUGACACUUCUUCAUUGAAUAGCAACUUAGACCAUCUCACUGUCCCCGACAAGCCUCCUGGAUCAAAGACGAGAGACAAAGAUGAAACAAAAGUGUCUGAAGAUGAUGAAAUGGAGAAGCUCUACAAAUCAUUAGAGCAAGCAAGUCUAUCUCCUCUUGGUGACCGACGCCCUUCAACAAAAAAGGAGUUGAGAAAAUCCUUCGUGAAGCGGUGCAAAAAUCCUUCCAUCAAUGAGAAACUCCACAAAAUUCGCACGUUGAAUAGCACAUUAAAGUGCAAGGAACAUGACUUGGCCAUGAUUAACCAGUUGCUGGAUGAUCCCAAACUGACCGCCAGGAAGUACAGGGAAUGGAAGGUGAUGAACACUCUGCUGAUCCAGGACAUCUAUCAGCAGCAGCGCUUAUCUACAUCAGCCCCUGAAGACACCACACAGGAACAUGAAGAGCCACCCUCCUCAGUCUGUGUUGAAAGUUCCAUUUGAGAACAGACCCUUAUAACUUACCCCAAGCAACUAUUCAGAUGUUGCCAGAAAUGUGACUUAUCCCUUGUAAAGGAAGACUAAAACCCUCUUCUUUUUCAACCAUCACUCCAGCUCUAACAAGGCAUCUUCGAUGACACAAGAGAAUUGGAACUUGGGUUGAAGUGAUGUCAUGGAACCUGAAGAGAUUGAGGCCAUUGAACAGUUUUUCUGUUUCUUCUGGCAGCUUGUAGCUAUGGAAUGAAUGCUCUAGGUGGGAUGUGAGAAAUUUCUCUUCUGUUCCUUGCUCUAAAGAGACUUACCAUGUUCUUUGGACAGAAGACUGCUUUUACUAGGGAUUAACAUUCCUAGAAAAAAAAUGGAGUGAUGGUACCAUGAGUAGGGUAUUUGCCUUGCAUGUUGCUGACCUGGAUUCAAUCCCAGCAUCUCAACCUGCUAUGUCCCCAACUUCCCCAAACUGCCAGGAGUGAUUCAUGAGAGCAGAGCCAGGAGAAGCCCUGAACACCACCGGGUGUGGCCCCCAAAUAAAAAACCAAACCAAUGGACAACUGCUUCUCUUCAAUUAGAAAGAUUCUAUAUUCCCAGAGAAUAGUACAAAUAUUCUUCCUUCCCAGGAAGUUGAAUUCUCUAAACCCUUUGCUGAAUGGAGAACUGUUUCUAUAGCAACACUGGAGCAGGCCAUGUAGAAUUGUCCUGCUUUUGUUUCAGAAUAUUGGGACUUUUCUCGUGAUGAAGAACUACUUGAUGAUACAUAGUGUUUGUGAAGGCUCAUGAGAAGGCAUCUUCUGUAUUCCACUUGAGGAAUCAAACUAUAAUUUGAUAAUUUUAUUUGCUACUUGGUGGGGAUAUGGAAUCUGAUUAGUCUCUUCCUUUUCAAGGGUAAAACUAAAAACAGCUAUUUCAUUAAACUUGGAGACCUCUAUUGAGUCCAUAAUUUCUAACUCCCUGAGGGAAACAGUAAGUUCAAGAAGGAAAGCUUUCUUUUGUGCUAGUAUAGAACAUACACACCUCAUGAAUUUAUAUCCAUUUUCCCCGGGGGUGCUAUGGCCAUGGUGAUGAUGGCAUUUGAAUGGUUUUAGUAAUGUUAACCAAAAACCAAACAAAGCCAAUUAAGGAUUUAAAUCAUGAUUGUUUUAUUUUUGUAUGUCUAUAUGUGCUCUUUUGAGUCUUAUGUGAAUAGCUAUAUAUAAUAUGUUAUUUAAGAUAUUUAUAGAAUAUCAAAUUACUAGUGUUUAAAAAGAUGAUAUGCUAUCAUGUUUUGCUCAAUAUAUAACCUCAAAGUCUGUGCUUUUUUCUUGAGAGAAAUUGGAAUAUUAUUGAUUCACUGGAACUAUUAUAUUGCACUCUAAUGUAUGAAGAAUGCUCAGGAAAUCUUGUAGGAUGAAUGUGGGGCAUGUAUUAAUAAUCUCUCAUCUUCUCUGCUCUUUCUCUCUCUCUGUCAAUUCAGAGUUUAGAUUUCUCUGUUAGUGGUACCUCACUCUGGAAACAGAAAAGAACUUUCAUUUUAGAUUACCCCGUAGCAAAACUUUAAGCUUUCUGCCAUUUAUGCCUACAACCCCUAAACCAAAUGAAACA
Molecule: messenger RNA, 3198 nt
Organism: Suncus etruscus (white-toothed pygmy shrew)
Lineage: Eukaryota; Metazoa; Chordata; Mammalia; Eulipotyphla; Soricidae
Gene: IPCEF1
Product: interaction protein for cytohesin exchange factors 1
Exons: 11
Coding region: 1-1626 (541 amino acids)
Source: RefSeq, a predicted model, not a curated record